AUGACAAUUGAUAAAGACGCUAAAUAUGAUAGACAAUUAAGAUUAUGGGCAUCUACUGGUCAAUCAAAUUUGGAAUCGUCUCAUAUAUGUUUAAUUAAUGCUUCAUCUACAGGUUGUGAAAUUUUAAAGAAUUUAAUAUUGCCUGGUAUUGGAUCAUUUACAAUAAUUGACGAUAAAAAAGUAUCAAAUUUAGAUUUAUCAAGUAAUUUCUUUAUUAAAAAUAAUGAAAUUAAUCGAAAUUUAGCAACUGUAACUACUAAAAAUCUUAAUGAAUUAAACACCGAAGUCAAAGGUUUUGCCAUAGAAAAAUCAAUUCAAGAUCUAUUAAUUGAAGAAAAUGAUGAAAUCUUUUGGCAACAAUUUAGUGUUGUUAUUAUAAGUGAUUAUACUCCUAAGCUUAAUCAACUAAUUGAUAUAUUAUGGUCAAAACAAAUUCCAUUAAUGAUUGUAAAUACCGUGGGAUUUUAUUCAAGUUUUAAUUUAUUAACUAGUGAAACGACGGUUAUUGAGACUCAUGAUCCUUCAAAAUUAUAUGAUUUAAGAAUUGAUUUACCAUGGGAAGAAUUACAACAAUUUGCGGAUUCAUUUGAUUUAGAUAAUUUAGAUGAUCAAGAGCAUGCUCAUGUUCCAUGUAUAAUUAUCUUUAUAAAAGCAUUGCAAUCGUGGAUAAAAACUCAUGAAGGUCAACCUCCAUGGGUUUCAUAUACUGAAAAGAAGAAUUUUAAAAAAUAUGUUGAAUUAUUAUCAAGAAAUAUAGUCUUGGAAAAUAAUUUCGCUGAAGCUGUUUCUUCAAGUCAUCGUGCUUUUCAAAUUACUGAUUUACCAGAUAGUGUUAAACAAUUAUUAAAAAUAUCAAAAGAAAAUCCUGUAACUAAAAACUCAUCAAUUUUUUGGAUUUAUAUUGCUGCAUUAUCAAAAUUUUUACAAUUGAAUAAUGAUGUUUUACCAUUACCUGGCACAAUACCCGAUUUAGCAUCAGAUACAAAGAAUUAUAUUGAUUUACAAAACAUAUACAAGGAAAAAGCAAAGAAGGAUCAAAAAUUAUUCACUGAACAAGUCGAAUCAGUAUUGGAAUCAAUUGGAAGAUCAAAAGAUGAAAUUAAUAAUGAUUCAAUAGCCUCAUUUUGUAAAAAUUCAAGGUUAUUAUUUGUCACUAUUGGUUCUAAAAAAUUUAUUAGCUCUCAUUUUAUUGAACAGUUUAAUCAUGAAAAAGAUCAAUCCAAAAUUAAAAAAUAUCUAAUAUAUUUUGGUAUUUUAACUUUUAAUAUUUUUAUAAAUGAACAUAAUAGAUUGCCUGAACUAUCAGAUUUAAAAGAAUUUAUUCAAUUAUAUAAUGAAAAAAUUGAUUCAACAACAUUAGCUGGUUCUGAUGUUAAAGUUUUUGAAGAAUUAUUAAGUCAUAAUACGAGAAAUUAUACAAAUUUAAAUAGUCUAAUGGGUGGUGUUGUAAGUCAAGAAGUUUUAAAAUUAUGUACUGGUCAAUACGUACCAAUUGAUAAUUUAUUUGUAUUUGAUGGUAUUGAAUCAAGUAGUGAAAAAUUCAAAAUUGAAUAUUAA
Molecule: messenger RNA, 1557 nt
Organism: Insectozyma verbasci
Lineage: Eukaryota; Fungi; Ascomycota; Pichiomycetes; Serinales; Debaryomycetaceae
Source: the annotation of a GenBank genome assembly